AUGAACUUUUGCUUUCAAGAUGUUAAGUGCAACAGGCCAACUUAUCUUUCCUCAGUGGGAACUGACAUCUCAGUUUUUAUAAUUGUGUUAAUUUCUUAUUCUUCAAACAAUUCAUCUUUGUUGUUUCAGGGGUUGAUACCAAUAGAAAUUCAUUGUGGACCUGAGGAGAUUACCAUUGAUGAUGACAGCAAUGAUGGUGGUGGUGGUGAUGUUACAAUAGUGGAAUCUAUCCAAUCGUCACAGAAUUUACCACAUGAAUUAAAUGAAAACACCUCAUUGACAAAAAGACAAACAAAUACAGGGUGUACCAAUGAGAGGUCUUUCAGUGACCAAGCACCAGAACCAUGCACCAUUCAGGCUGAUAUGUCCUAUGUCCCAACAACAAAUCACAGAGUUUUUGGUGAACUUAGAACCCUUGUGAAAUUCUCAGGAGGAAAUUCAGUGUCCUCAAGUAUGAAAGCUGAUGUCAUGUGUGGUUGUAUCACUGACAAAGGAAACAGUGGUGUUGAAAGAGUUCCAGUGCAUGCAGUUUGUACAAGUGAAAUGCUGAGAGAUAGCUACACAAAGGCAUUGGGGAAAGAGUCAUCAGCUAGAAAACACCAGACGUUCAGUUAUGGGAAUGUAACUGAAUCUGCUCCAGUUCAGCGUGUGCCUUUGCAACAACUGUUGCAACAGGGUUUAUCAGUACUUGGUGCACCACCAGGAACCACAAACAUGGAACACAAGCAACAGUGGCCAUCCCCUCUCCUUUCUAAAGAACACAUAAAUCAGACACUACAACAGAGAUUUUCUGUAGUGAACCCAGUGACAAAAACUACUUCUGCACAAGAGAAACAUACAUAUCAGCCAUCACAGCAGCAGAAUUCAGACAUGAUAGAAAAUACAUAUGAUUUAAGGUUGCCGGAUAAGGAUGGAAACAAAAUUUCAGACACAGAAUCCAGGUGCCAGUGUUCUGCAGACAGCCCAAUCUCCUCUUCUACUCCAGAGACAAACUUGUUGUGUACAUCUGUUUCCACUAGGAGUUCUGUGGACUCUGAUAACAGUGUUUCAGAUCAUACUGAGGGAGAUGCAGAACAGGAUGUUAUUCCUGUUAGAAAUGUCUUUGUUGAAGAAAGCCAUCUUCCUCCUUUGGGUGUGAUAAAUCACCCACCUGUAGCUGUAGGAGAUUCUGCAUAUAUCAUGAAGGACAUAAGACACCCAUGGGUUCUUGCGACAGUACAGGAUAUUGUGCCACAAAAUAAUCAGGAAGCAUAUAGUGCAUGGAACAGUAAAGUUUUCUGUCCUUACAUAUUAUCACACGCCAGGUUUAUUUUUGAUUUAGUUAAGAGUGCAUAUAAUCAGACUUUUGUUACUUAG
Schistocerca cancellata (South American locust) is the source of this 1356-nucleotide messenger RNA. RefSeq lists its product as uncharacterized. The transcript is spliced from 9 exons. The record is from RefSeq and is a predicted model, not a curated record. Bases 1 to 1356 code for a protein of 451 amino acids. NCBI's taxonomy places the organism in Eukaryota, Metazoa, Arthropoda, Insecta, Orthoptera, Acrididae.